GGAAACCAGUAGAAAAGAAAUGUCUCUCCUGCGUCAGAAAUGAUCCAUGUUUAAUGACAACCAAAAGGGAAGUUCUAACCACCAAACACAAUCGGAGACUAUCAGGAGCCAUCUUACAAUGCAUACUCCAAGGGCCACCCCACACUGAAGGAAAAAAUAUCCACCAAGGCCUUGAACUUCAUAUGCAAGUGCUAGAUAGCCGGCCAAUAUUUGAUCUUGAAAGAAAAAAAAAUAGAUGAAAUUAACCUACUGCCAGCAGCAUGACCACGGAGAGGCAGCCGUGAAUUCCCGUCUCCCCGGGGGUCGGCCGGUUCUGGGGAGCGAUCCCCAGCGAGACACAAAGCAGGACGAUUAGCUGAGCGACCCCGCCGCCAAAGGGGCGAGCCGGCAAGCGAGCGAUCCAUCGCUCUCCUCCCGGGCAGGAAAGCCGAGGAAGCCGCGGUGUCGGAGAGUUUGGAUCAAUUUUCAGACAGUACUAGUUGCAAGAGACGGAAGCCUCCGCAGCAGCCUUUCUCAGCCAGUCACCGCAAGGAAGGCUUGGGAUAGAGGGCCCGGGAGCAGCCCCGACCCAGGAGGCUGCAGAAACCCGCACCCUGAUUGGCAGCGCCUGCUCGGCCGGACACCGGGAUUUGUGAGCCGGGAAGUCUUGACAGCAGGAAGCAGAUUUUCCCAGGAUAUUUUCUGCAGUUGCUUUUGGGCUGGAUUUGGAAGUACUGGCCCAAACUUCUCAGGCACCUACCAGCUGGAAGACCCUGUGUCCCUAUGAGUGUGACCCUCUCAUCAGUGUGAAAGCUAUUCCUGGCGCUGCUCCAGAUUUCAGACCUUUUUCUUCCCCUAAACUGCAGAGAGCCGGUGUCUAACCUGCAGCCGUCUGCACAGAAUACCUUUCUUUGCUAUGAGUGGGACGGUGUCCUUGGUGGGGACGGAGGAUCCUCGGCCCUGGGGAAGGGCAGGGAAGCGCGUGCUCAUAGUCUAUGCACAUCAGGAGCCCAAGUCUAUGAAUGGAUCUUUGAAGGAUGCAGCGGUAACCGAACUGAGCAUUCAGGGCUGCCAAGUCACCGUGUCGGAUCUGUAUGCCAUGGACUUUGAGCCGAGGGCCACAAAGAAAGACUUUGCAGGUCCUUUGAAUAACUCAGACUUCUUCAAUUAUGGGGUAGAAGCACAUUCAGCAUAUAAAAAGGGAUCUCUGUCCAGUGAUGUGAUUGAAGAGCAAAAGAAAGUACAAGAAGCUGAUUUAAUCAUAUUUCAGUUUCCCUUAUAUUGGUUCAGUGUUCCUGCCAUCAUGAAAGGCUGGAUGGACAGAGUCCUUUGCCAAGGAUUCGCUUUUGAUUUUCCAGAAUGCUUUGACAGAGGCUUCCUCCAGAACAAAUUAGCCCUCAUUUCAUUCACCACUGGAGGUGAUGCUGAAUUGUAUUCCAAAACAGGGCUCAGCGGUGAUAUUAAAUACGUCUUGUGGCCCCUACAGCAUGGUGUAUUGCAUUUCUGUGGUUUCAAAGUCCUGGCCCCUCAGGUCACUUUUGCUCCUGAAUAUUCAUCAGAAGAUAAGAGAAAAGAGAUGGUGGAGUCUUGGGCAAGAAGACUAGAGACCAUUUGGAAAGAGAAGCCUAUAAACUGCACUCCCUCCUGGUACUUCGAAUAAUAACAUCUGGUGUUAUGUGUAAUGUUCCUUCCCUUUUUUGACAUUGUGAGUAGCCCAUGAUUUGGAGACAAUCUGUUAUAAUCAAUAAAGCUACAAAAUCCACUUACCAAAUGAA
Messenger RNA from Antechinus flavipes (yellow-footed antechinus), 1754 nucleotides. Its product is annotated as ribosyldihydronicotinamide dehydrogenase [quinone]-like. The record is from RefSeq and is a predicted model, not a curated record. Bases 896 to 1639 code for a protein of 247 amino acids. Lineage: Eukaryota; Metazoa; Chordata; Mammalia; Dasyuromorphia; Dasyuridae. Gene Ontology annotation, cellular component: cytosol. Gene Ontology annotation, molecular function: NAD(P)H dehydrogenase (quinone) activity. The transcript is spliced from 9 exons.